Messenger RNA from Physcomitrium patens, 2377 nucleotides. RefSeq names its product UNC93-like protein 1. The record is from RefSeq and is a predicted model, not a curated record. NCBI's taxonomy places the organism in Eukaryota, Viridiplantae, Streptophyta, Bryopsida, Funariales, Funariaceae.
CCAUGGCAGAUUUGCAUCCGUGAUUGCAGUGGGUGCCAUGUUGGCGUAGGUACAAGAGCCAGUUGGAGUAGAAAGGAAUGGAAACAAACGAUAAUCGGUCCACUAAUUGUUACUGCGCUAAUCUGCAUGUGAUUGCUAGAUUUCUAUUCCGAAUCACGCAUAUCUCGUCACAGUCCACCAUCUUCACUGGUGGCGAGUAUGAUUUUGGAGACGUACAGCUUUCUGCAGUCUUUGUGGGUUCAGAUGACUGCUGAAAGAGGGUGAGUGCGACAGAAUUACUGCUUCGGUAAGAUAAUGGAUUGAAGAUCAUGUUCAUUAGAAACUGUAGUGGAGCAGCUGCAGUUAGCGGCGACUGGGCAAAUCUCAAAGCCAUGCGAAUUGCAAUCGGGUUAUUCAGUUGGGGUUUGUGAGCCGUGAAUUCUUUGUCUCGCCGAGUGUCUCUCUCUCUUUAAUGGAUCAAGAAAUGACACAGAAAAGGUGUCGUUGGAGAAACACGUACCGAAACCCGCUGGCGCAGGUCAUCAUUUUGGGGCUGAUUUGCUUCUUGUUGCCGGGCAUGUUCAAUGCUAUCAACGGCCUUGGUGCAGUUGGCAAGGCAGAUGCAACUAUCACUGACAACGCGAACACUGCUCUUGCAGUCACAUUCGCAGUCUGCUCUAUACUUGCAGGGGGUUUUUUUAAUUUGGUCGGGCAUCGAGUCUUGCUCAUCCUGGGUGGCUUCACAUAUAUCCUCUACAUUGGCUCGUACCUUUCAUACAAUACUGUCUUUGUCAUCAGCGCAGGAGCAAUCUUGGGUGUUGGGGCGGGGUUUUUAUGGACUGCACAAGGAGCGAUCAUGCUCUCGUAUCCUGAGGAGGAGAACAAAGGCUUAUACAUCAGCAUCUUCUGGACGAUUUUCAACUGCGGUGCCAUCAUCGGCUCCGUUGUCUCCUUGGCAAUCGAAUGGCACAACGACAACAACCACGUCUCCAACGAAACUUACAUUGCUUUUAUGGUUAUAAUGGGAGUGGGGACUUCACUCACGGUUCUGCUGUUGCCGCCUAGCCAAAUCCAACGCAGGGAUGGGUCCCAAUUAAUUGCCAAAACCCAAUCUACUAGUGUCUCGGCUGAGGUCAUGGCCAUCCUCAAGCUCUUCAAGGACUGGAAAAUGCUCUGCCUUAUACCAAUGUUCUUUUCUUCUAAUUGGUUCUACACUUAUCAAUUCAACGCUGUGAACGGUGGGGGAGUGUUCACUACCAGGACACGCGGCAUGAAUGGCACACUCUACUGGAUUGCCCAAUUGAUUGGGUCCUUUUUAAUGGGGCGUCUGCUUGACUACAAACAUGCUGAAAGACGGAAACGGGCAGUUUGUGGGCUAAGCAUCCUGUUUGUUGCAACCAUGGCGAUUUGGGGUGGUGGGUGGGCAUUUCAGGAUACAUUCACAAGGGCGUCAGCCAAAACUUUAGAUGUGUCAACCAAGAUUGAUUUGAGCGAUUCAAGACGAUAUGCGGGUCCAGUGGUCUUGUACACCCUUUAUGGUUCGUUUGAUGCUAUGUGGCAGACGUAUUGCUACUGGCUCAUGGGAGCUCUCACGAAUGAAACCGAAGUUGCAGCUCGGUUGACAGGGUUUUAUAAAGCAAUACAAAACGCAGGAGCUGCGUGUGCUGGACAAGUGGACGCGAAGAAGGUAUCGUAUGCAGUGGAACUGCUCAUCAACUGGGUGUUGUUAAUUCUAGGAAUCAUUGUUGCCAUUCCGGUUGCAUUGUCGUUGAAGGACACUUUGAAAACCAUCACAGCGAAGGACUUGGAAGACACUGGCGAGAUGGAGAGUCAAGCUCCCGUUCCAGUUUCGACCUGGAAAGUGGAUAAAUGACAUAGGAGGAUUUGUUGAAUAAUGUCGGAAAGCUUUAAAGCCAGUUUGAAAAUGCGAUGUGAUCGUUGAAUUGUGCCCUUCACAAUAAGCAAAAUCAAAACAACGAGUAUCACUUUCCAAGUACUUCGUACACAUAUUCCAAGUACUUCCAACAAAUUUUCAGUGGCGUGUGUACUAGAAAGUUUCUUCCACGUUGGCUUCUUCAUCGUUGUACAUUAUAUUUUUCUGCUUCUAAACCUUAAUGACCAAACUCCUCAUCUUCUAAUUGAUUAGAGAUCUGAGAUUAUGGAUUGAAGAGUUCAGCUGCUUUGAGCCAGAAGUAACAUAACACAUUGCUAAAUCAAAGUAGCCAUCUUCAUUUUCUUCUUGCGGUGAAACUAUGAACACAACGGGGAUGCGAGUAGCCUGGAAACUAGUUGUAGACUUUUCCUUGAUGGAAGUCCAACAGAAAGUCUGAUUUCAUAGCAGUUGUGGGACCAUAUCUGUCUGCUUCGCAAAUUGAUGACGUUAGCUUUUGGCAACCCA